AUGACCCGACGCGUUGUAUACAGCUUAGGCUUCUUGGUCGCCAUUCUCUGCACCAUGAUGACUGUCCAUAGCAUCUCGCUGCCGCGAUGGAUUAGCUUUGCUGCUGAAGACGGCCGUACAAGUUCCCUGGGCCUCCAUAAGUUCUGUUCCAGCGUAAGAGGAACCUGCGAUGCUUUUCCACAACCUACCGACUGCACUGGCGAUAGGAAAAACUUCUGCCACAUGUGGAGAACCGUCGGCUUCCUGAUCUCCUUCACAGUGGUGGUGGAGCUCGCGACCCUAGUCGGCUUUGGCGUCAUUAUCGCGGGAGGGGUUCAGCGAAGAAAAGUUGGCUGGAGUAUCAUCUCCUUACUCGUAGCUGUCGCUGGCAUCAUCCAGUGCGCCGGCACAGCCAUUGUGGCCUACCUAUUUAACAACGACGAUCGCUUCUUCGAAGGCUGGUACCUCGAUUCCUCCUGGAGACUCUCCAUCGCAUCUUGUGCCCUCCUCUUCGUCACGGCCGCCGGAAUCGUUGCGAGCGCCUUCUGCCUUCCAGACGAGGGCGGAUACGAACUCAUAGCCGAUCACCAGAUGGAGUAUGAGCAGGACGAGCAAUUACGGUCGCGGAUCUCCGCUUGGAACGAUGGGUACCGAUCCGGAGGGUACCAGAACGAACGCGAGUGA
Westerdykella ornata is the source of this 663-nucleotide messenger RNA. RefSeq lists its product as uncharacterized. Bases 1 to 663 code for a protein of 220 amino acids. Lineage: Eukaryota; Fungi; Ascomycota; Dothideomycetes; Pleosporales; Sporormiaceae. The transcript is spliced from 5 exons. The record is from RefSeq and is a predicted model, not a curated record.